GCCCUGGCGCCCGCGCGCCCCACAUCGCACACCGCCCGCGCCCUUUCUCUGUUCGCGCCGCCACCGCCUCACGCCGAGAGAGGGGAGAAAAGGAAAAAUCAGGGGAGCGCAGCCAAUCAACCGAGGUCGCAAAAAAAAAAAAAAACUCCGAAGCGAGGAGAGAUCGGUGAUGGAGGAGGACACGGGGCAGGGUCCCCACGAGAACCUCGCGGAGCCUCCUCCCGCCGCCGAGGCCGAGGUGGAGGACGAGGACGAGGAAGACGACGGGUUCAGCUUCCCCGCCCCGCCGCUCGCCGCCGACGCGUGCAUCGUGCCCGUGUACCCGAUCUUCGGCCGGCCGCCGUCCCCGCCGCCCCCGGCGCCGGGGGAGGACGAGCCGGAGACGGCCACCGUGCGGGUGCCGCUGGGCCGGCUCCUGCUGGAGGAGCGGGAGUUCCGCGCGCUGCGGCAGGACGCGCGGUCGGAGAGCGCGCGGGCGUGGCAGGACGAUGACGACGGCGAUGGCGACGGGGCCUCGGCCAGCGCGGACGAGGAGCUGGAGGGCGUGCCGCCAGAGAGCUACUGCCUGUGGGCGCCCGGCGGCGGCCAGGCGUCGGCGCCGGCGUACCCGCGGCGGUGCCGGAAGAGCGGCUCCACGGGGUCGGUCCUCCGCUGGCGCCGCAUCAGCGACCGCCUCGUCGGUCGGAGCCACAGCGACGGCAAGGAGAAGUUCGUGUUCCUGACCGCCGCCGCCGCCACCGGUCCGGAGCCUCCUUCUCCUCCGCCUCCUGGUCACAAGGAAGAGGAGGAAGGCGGUGGCAGCAACCGAGUCCGCGAUGGCGGCGGCGCGGCCCAUCAGUUGAGAUAUUACGGCAGAGGCGGCGGCGGCGGCGGCGGCGGCGGCAGCGGCAGCCGGAGGCGCUCGUACCUGCCGUACAAGCAAGAGCUUGUCGGGCUGUUCGCCAACGUCAGCGGGCUGCGCCGGAGCUAUCACCCGUUCUAAAACUCGCUUCCUCCAAGCUGGCCCCCAUGUCCGUACGAUCUUUGCUUGCUUGCUUUCUGUGCAUACUCUGGCUACCACUAGUACUAUACACUUGUUUUACAGUUAGUACAGCAGUAAAUCGGCGUGUUCUCUCUAAAUUAUUGGCUUGGAUAAAUAGGAUUAGUGUACAAAUAGCUAGCACGGCCUCAACAAUGGAGUUUGCAUGGGGAUGUCAAAAAGGGCAAAAAGAAGGUAACGGAGCACUAGAGCAGCAUGUACUGAUUGUUGGCAUGUUAUUUUUGGUUUGGUUUGUUUAUUCAUUUUCAUAAUGUGACUCGUGUUUGAUGUUUCUCUA
This is a messenger RNA of Panicum virgatum (switchgrass), 1316 nucleotides long. RefSeq lists its product as uncharacterized. The transcript has a single exon. NCBI's taxonomy places the organism in Eukaryota, Viridiplantae, Streptophyta, Magnoliopsida, Poales, Poaceae. The coding region runs from base 170 to 982 and encodes 270 amino acids. The record is from RefSeq and is a predicted model, not a curated record.